GCCGGGGUAACUUGGGCUUUGCCGGGCGAACAGAAGCGACAGACCUAGAGGAGUUAGAGCGGCAGAGAGAGAUUUAGAAAUGGAAGAAGCAAAAGAAGUGGUGAAGCACGUGUUACUUGCUAGGUUCAAAGACGAGGUAAAAUCAGAAAAAAUUGAUGAGCUGAUCAAACGCUAUGCUAAUCUUGUCAAUCUUAUCGAACCCAUGAAGGCUUUUCAAUGGGGCACUGAUGUGAGUAUUGAGAAUCUGCAUCAAGGUUUCACUCAUAUCUUUGAAUCUACCUUUGAGAGCACAGAGGGUGUUGCAGAGUAUGUUGCUCAUCCUGUGCAUGUUGAAUUUGCAAACGAGUUCCUGUCCCAUUUGGACAAAGUUCUUGUGAUAGACUACAAACCUACUACUUUGCGAUCCUGAAUUGUACUGGUAAUGCAGUCAAAAACUAUCUUGCUUUUGUUAUCUCUGGAUUUUAGGUCCAUUAUCUUGAAUAAGAUUGGAGAAUCAUAUGUAUGUGAUGCUAAUGAUGAUGAAAUACGUGGUGCUAUAAACAUAAAUUUAAGAGAAUAGUUGGAUACUCUCAAAUUCUGUUUGUUUCUGUUCAAAUUAGAGCUUUAGGAAUGUGUUUAGGUUGUAAAUUGAACUAUGUUGUUGAAAGAAAUUGGUCAUUUGGGCUUCUUAUUAA
Messenger RNA from Mangifera indica (mango), 674 nucleotides. Its product is annotated as stress-response A/B barrel domain-containing protein HS1. NCBI's taxonomy places the organism in Eukaryota, Viridiplantae, Streptophyta, Magnoliopsida, Sapindales, Anacardiaceae. Gene Ontology annotation, biological process: pollen tube adhesion. The transcript has 2 exons. The record is from RefSeq and is a predicted model, not a curated record. Bases 80 to 409 code for a protein of 109 amino acids.